Molecule: messenger RNA, 1522 nt
Organism: Fragaria vesca subsp. vesca
Lineage: Eukaryota; Viridiplantae; Streptophyta; Magnoliopsida; Rosales; Rosaceae
Product: probable serine incorporator-like
Exons: 6
Coding region: 31-1260 (409 amino acids)
Cellular component (GO): membrane
Source: RefSeq, a predicted model, not a curated record
GGUCUCCUUCCUCAGACAACACAGAGAGAGAUGUCGUGGUUGUGCUCUUGCUGCGCUGCCUCCACUUGCGGCCUCUGCUCCUCCGUCGCCUCCGGGAUUUCCAGCAAAUCCGCCAGACUCGGCUACUGUGGACUCUUCGGGCUUUCCUUGGUCGUCACUUGGAUUCUAAGAGAAGUUGGAGCUCCUCUCCUGGAGAAAAUCCCAUGGAUAAGCUCUUCGGAGACUCACACCAAGGCAUGGUAUCAAACACAAGCAGUUCUUCGGGUCAGCAUGGGGAAUUUCUUGUUUUUUGCGAUACUUGCGCUUAUAAUGAUUGGUGUGAAGGAUAGAAAUGACCGGCGAGAUGGGUGGCAUCAUGGUGGAUGGAUUGCCAAGAUGGUCAUCUGGCUUUUACUUAUCAUUCUCAUGUUUUUCCUUCCAGACAUAGUUAUCACCAUCUACGGAGAUCUAUCAAAAUUUGGGGCAGGCCUGUUUUUACUGGUUCAAGUGAUUAUCUUGCUAGACUUUACUCACUCCUGGAAUGAUGCAUGGGUAGAGAAAGAUGAACAAAAAUGGUAUAUCGCUUUGCUUGCUGUAUCGAUUGGAUGCUAUAUUGCAGCAUUUGCAUUCUCAGGCAUUCUGUUCAUUUGGUUCAACCCCUCUGGCAAUGACUGUGGCCUUAAUGUCUUCUUCAUUGUCAUGACCAUGGUUCUUGCAUUUGCAUUUGCAGUGAUUGCAUUACACCCAACGGUGAAUGGCAGCCUCCUUCCUGCUUCGGUGAUAUCAGUUUAUAGUGCUUAUGUGUGCUACACGGCUCUUUCCAGUGAGCCUCGUGACUAUGCUUGCAAUGGUCUUCACCACUCCAGCGCGGUCUCUGUAGGUACUCUUCUUCUUGGGAUGGCGACGACCAUUCUUUCAGUUCUGUACUCUGCAUUGCGUGCUGGAUCUUCAACAACUUUUCUGUCACCACCGUCUUCACCCAGGGCAGCUGAAAAGAAACCUCUUCUUGAGGGGAAAGAGUUGGAAGAAGGGAAAGACAAGAAUGAAAAAGAAGCAAAACCUGUCAGCUAUUCCUAUACAUUUUUCCACCUGAUAUUUGCCUUGGCUAGCAUGUAUUCAGCCAUGCUUCUUUCGGGUUGGACCAACUCAGCUGAGAGCUCAGACCUUAUAGACGUUGGCUGGACAUCAGUUUGGGUCCGAAUCUGUACAGAGUGGGUUACUGCUGCACUAUACGUUUGGUCUCUUGUGGCUCCUUUACUUUUCCCAGAUCGUGAGUUCUAGGUUCCUCAUUCAUUUAGUUCUAUAGGUUCCUAGAAAUCUCAGAAUCUUGGUUAUUUACCUGUGGAUUACAAAUUUUAUCAUUGUGUAGUAUCUUACUAGCUUUCUAGAUAGUCAUGGUUGGGAAAGAGUUGGAAGAAGGGAAUUUUCGAUAUAUGGUCUCCUGGUAGUCUCAAGUAUGUAAGUUGCUGUUGUGUAUAUAUGGAGCGAAAAUUGCAAUAAAAACUAAAAUGAUAUCUCCAAGUGAAAUUUUUUAGUUGUGUGA